AUGGCAACUUCUCUUCUGGGGGAGGAACCGCGGCUGGGAUCCACUCCGCUGGCCAUGCUCGCCGCUACCUGCAACAAGAUCGGCAGCCCCAGCCCGUCGCCCUCCUCGCUGUCGGACAGCUCGCCGUCCUUCGGGAAAGGCUUCCACCCCUGGAAGCGCUCCUCGUCGUCGUCCUCGGGCAGCUGCGGCGCCGUGGGCUCCGGCCUCCCCGGCUUCGACUCGGUGUUCCCGGCGCCGGGCGUGUCGGGGGGCGGCGGCGGCGGCGGCGGCGGGGGCGGCGGCGGCGGCGGCGGCUCCGGGGCGCACUCGCAGGACGGCUCGCACCAGCCGGUGUUCAUCUCCAAGGUGCACGCGUCGGUGGACGGGCUGCAGGGCAUCUACCCGCGCGUGGGCAUGGCGCACCCCUACGAGUCGUGGUUCAAGCCCUCGCACCCGGGCCUCGCCGCCGCGGGCGACGUGGGCUCCGCGGGCGCCUCCAGCUGGUGGGACGUGGGCGCGGGCUGGAUCGACGUGCAGAACCCCAACGGCGCGGCGGCGCUGCCCGGCUCGCUGCACCCGGCGGCCGGCGGCCUGCAGACGUCGCUGCACUCCCCGCUGGGCGGCUACAACUCGGAGUACUCGGGUCUGGGCCACUCGGCCUUCGGCGGCGGCGCCUCGUCGCACCUGCUCAGCCCCGCGGGCCAGCACCUCAUGGACGGCUUCAAGCCGGUGCUGCCCGGCUCCUACCCCGACGCCGCGCCGUCGCCGCUGGCCGGCGCGGGCGGCUCGGUGCUGAGCGCGGGCCCCGCCGCGCCCCUGGGGGGCUCCCCGCGCUCGUCGGCGCGCCGCUACUCGGGCCGCGCCACCUGCGACUGCCCCAACUGCCAGGAGGCCGAGCGCCUGGGCCCGGCGGGCGCCAGCCUGCGGCGCAAGGGGCUGCACAGCUGCCACAUCCCCGGCUGCGGCAAGGUCUACGGCAAGACGUCGCACCUGAAGGCGCACCUGCGCUGGCACACGGGCGAGCGGCCGUUCGUGUGCAACUGGCUCUUCUGCGGCAAGCGCUUCACGCGCUCCGACGAGCUGCAGCGGCACCUGCGGACGCACACGGGCGAGAAGCGCUUCGCCUGCCCCGUGUGCAACAAGCGCUUCAUGCGCAGCGACCACCUGAGCAAGCACGUGAAGACGCACAGCGGCGGCGGCGGCCCGGCCGGCCCGGGCGGCGGCAAGAAGGGCAGCGACACCGACAGCGAGCACAGCGCGGCGGGCAGCCCGCCCUGCCCGUCCCCCGAGCUGCUGCCGCCCCCCGAGCCGGCCCACCGCAACGGCCUGGAGUGA
Psammomys obesus (fat sand rat) is the source of this 1314-nucleotide messenger RNA. It is a transcript of the gene Sp8, whose product is annotated as Sp8 transcription factor. Gene Ontology annotation, biological process: regulation of transcription by RNA polymerase II. The transcript is spliced from 3 exons. Bases 1 to 1314 code for a protein of 437 amino acids. The record is from RefSeq and is a predicted model, not a curated record. Lineage: Eukaryota; Metazoa; Chordata; Mammalia; Rodentia; Muridae. Gene Ontology annotation, molecular function: DNA-binding transcription factor activity, RNA polymerase II-specific; RNA polymerase II cis-regulatory region sequence-specific DNA binding.